Messenger RNA from Ilex paraguariensis (yerba mate), 1072 nucleotides. The record is from the annotation of a GenBank genome assembly. Lineage: Eukaryota; Viridiplantae; Streptophyta; Magnoliopsida; Aquifoliales; Aquifoliaceae.
CUAAUUAUAUAAAUAGAUCCUCCUAUGCGUAAAUUCUCAUAACUUGUCCUCUGUUUCUCUCCUAAGAGCAAGAACCCUUUUUUUUUGAAACAGUAAACAAGAACGUUUAACAUUCUCAUCAAUGGCUACUGCUUCCUCAACCUCCGCUGCUCUCAGAACCAUCUCUUCCUCAUCAAAGCUACUACCAUACGCCACCAACACUUCAUCUUCACAAAAAUUCUUACCCUUCAAGUUCUCUAACCCCUUGAUCUCCCAGAACCUCAGGCUCACCACCACAACCGCCGCCGCCGCCAGAAGAUCAUUCACUUGCAAGAGCCAGAGCGGCCCAUCGGAUUCUAGACCCACUAAAGUUCAAGAACUUUUUGUGUAUGAGAUCAACGAGCGGGACCGUGGAAGCCCAGCUUACCUUCGAUUGAGCCAAAAAACUGUCAAUUCUCUCGGCGAUCUAGUUCCUUUCAGCAACAAACUCUACACCGGAGAUCUCCAGAAACGUAUCGGAAUAACUGCCGGACUAUGCGUACUGAUCCAAAACAAACCGGAGAAGAAGGGUGACCGGUACGAGGCGAUUUACAGCUUCUACUUCGGGGACUACGGCCACAUAGCGGUUCAGGGGCCGUAUUUGACCUACGAAGACUCGUACCUGGCCGUGACCGGUGGCUCCGGCAUUUUUGAGGGUGUGUACGGUCAGGUGAAGCUACAGCAGCUUGUGUUCCCUUUCAAGUUGUUCUACACUUUUUACCUGAAGGGUAUACCGGAUCUGCCGGUUGAGUUACUGGGUGCCCCAGUUACGCCGUCGCCCACGGUGGAACCCUCGGCGGCGGCUAAAGCCGGUGAACCUGGGGCUAUUAUGGCGAAUUUCACAGAUUAAGAUGGUACAAUGUAAUGGGCAACGUGGAGGGUGAUGAUUAUGUCUAGUGUUGUGUAGGACCCAGUCAAUGAAUAAAAAGACCUUUGGGUUGGAGAUUUUGUUCGAGUUGGGAAUUAGUUGUCUUGUUAAUUAAAAAAAAGAGUAAAAAAAAAAUGUAUUGCACUUGUUAAACCUAUGAAUCAAAAAAAUUUCUCCUUUUCAUAC